CGGAAGUCUUUAAUCACAACUUCCUGUUUAACUGGCUAUUAGCAGCGUCUUUUUUUUUUUUUUGAUUUUAGGAAGCGUUUUUCCCUUGUUUAACAAAUAAGUCGGAGAAUCGCAAUUUAGAGAAAUGGACAUUCUGAAAGCGGAAAUUGCACGGAAGCGGAAGUUGUUGGAAGAGAAAGAGCUCGUGGACGGCACAAAGAAAUACUUCAAGCGGGCUGAACUAGCCAAGAAGGAGGAAGAUGACUACUACAAAAGAAGUGGAUACAAUGUUGCUCAUGAACAGCCUGUGACACAGCUGGAGAAGAAGAAGCAGCAGCAGGAGGAGACGGCGCCGUCCGCAUCAUCCAACCCCGUACUAGAGCUGGAGCUCACGGAGGAGAAGUUACCCAUGACCCUCUCUCGACAGGAGGUAAUCCGCCGCCUGAGGGAGCGUGGAGAGCCGGUGCGUCUGUUCGGGGAGACUGAUUACGACGCCUUUCAGAGGCUCCGCAAGAUUGAGAUCCUCGCACCGGAAGUGAACAAGGGUUUGAGGAACGAUCUGAAGGCUGCUAUGGAUAAGAUCGAUCAGCAGUAUUUGAAUGAGAUUGUAGGAGGACAGGAGGCUGGAGAUCCAGACACGCAGGAUGAUCUUAAAGUGCAUGAGGAAAACACCACCAUCGAGGAGCUGGAGGCUCUGGGUGAAUCUCUGGGCACUGGAGAUGAUGUAAAGGAUAUGGACGUUAUAGACAAAGUGAUGCGGUUCUUGCUGGGUGUUUGGGCUAAAGACCUGAAUAGCAGAGAGGACCAUAUUAAGCGGAGCGUACAGGGAAAGCUGGCCAGUGCAACACAGAAACAGACUGAGUCUUACCUAAAGCCUCUGUUCAGAAAACUGCGCAAGAAGACUUUAUCUGCAGACAUUAAGGAAUCCAUCACAGACAUCAUUAAGUUCAUGCUGCAGAGGGAAUAUGUAAAGGCGAAUGAUGCGUACCUUCAGAUGGCGAUAGGGAACGCUCCGUGGCCCAUUGGUGUGACCAUGGUGGGAAUCCAUGCUCGUACCGGCCGAGAGAAAAUCUUCUCCAAACACGUCGCUCAUGUUCUCAACGACGAAACCCAAAGAAAAUACAUCCAGGGUCUGAAGAGGUUAAUGACAAUCUGUCAGAAGCAUUUCCCCACGGAUCCUUCAAAAUGUGUGGAAUACAAUGCUCUGUGACUGACACACACACACACUCUGCUCCUGUGCUGCUGUUUCUAUUGUAAAUAUAUUGUAAAUAUUAUCAAAGCAACAGUCUGAAUAACUGCUUUUUAAGUAAGACCUUAUGGAAGUAUUAUGGAAGUGUGUUAAAUAGCACUUUCUUGACCCUUGACACAUCUGAGAGAGUAUACGAGUUACUUUCUUUUUUUAAUUUGCAAAAGGCUAUUGUUGUAAUUUGCUGGUGAUUUUCCUAGAUAUGUGAUACACUGCAGAAGUUUUCACCCAGAUUUUUUCCCCCUCAUGCCUGUGUAUAACCCUUUGAACGGAACAUUAUAUUUGUGUUUGUCAGCGGAUCAUACGUGCGUCAGUGUUCAGGAUGUGAGUCUCGAGCUUGGAGAGUGGUGUAAUGGUCCAUUUAUGGACUUUAGAUACUGCCGGUAUUUGCUGACUCAUUCACACCCAACUAUGAUAGAUAAAGUCUUUUUGAGCAUUCAGUGCUUUUGCCGUGAUAGACAACAGGAAGUGCUGAAUCAGAGGAAGAGUGAGUGACUUCCUGCUCCCGGGACAACAGAUUACUGUCUGUAAUGCUGCAGUCAGUGAUUUGGGCAGGAGUUAGCUGUUUUGAAGCUCACUAUCCAUCCACAUAAAGCUUUGUGAACAUAUAGAUGGGUGAAGAACUAAGUCCUGCAAACACCUCGCUAAGGUGGAAAUGUUGUCCUGUGUUCACUGGGUUGGGAACUGCUGAGUGUGAAGACCAUAGCAUAUGAUUUACAUCACUGAAAGAUUUGAUGAGGGAGACAAUCAUUUCGUACCCUGUGAAUGGAGGCGGAGUCAUCAUGGAGGAGAUCACACCCAUCAGGAUCGAAAUGUUUUAUUAUAGAAUAAAGAUGUUCAGUCAGUAGUGGUUCUUCCCUCUAGUGUGGACAAGAUGACCCAGAUCAUGCCACAUAACAGAGCCACCAGUUUUCCUUUAAUUUGUCACUCGACUGUGUUUCAUCUCUCAAAGUCAAAUAAACGGUGUCUAUAUACAGCAGUGAUGUUAAAGGCAAUAAUUACACAGGGUGUAAUAAAGAGUUUUUUAACUUUUA
Molecule: messenger RNA, 2259 nt
Organism: Pangasianodon hypophthalmus (striped catfish)
Lineage: Eukaryota; Metazoa; Chordata; Actinopteri; Siluriformes; Pangasiidae
Gene: prpf18
Product: PRP18 pre-mRNA processing factor 18 homolog (yeast)
Exons: 11
Coding region: 125-1189 (354 amino acids)
Biological process (GO): RNA splicing; generation of catalytic spliceosome for second transesterification step
Cellular component (GO): U5 snRNP; U4/U6 x U5 tri-snRNP complex; U2-type post-spliceosomal complex
Source: RefSeq, a predicted model, not a curated record